UCUCCCCUUCCCCUCUUGCUCCCCCUCAGCCACACAGACACUCCUCCUGUGAGCAUUUGUGAGGCAGCUCCUGUCCCUUAUGUCUCUUUGUAGGGAACAGAGCAGACUUCCCAGAGCAUCACUGAAGACAAGAUACAACUCUGGGGACUACACCCGAGCUGCACACCCCUGUGCAGCCCUGGUCUCAGCUGCAGCGGAUUCCAGAGUGGGCACGUGGAGAGGAAAGACAGACCAACUUGAGCUGGAGGAGCAUAAUUCAGAAGUCUUGAGGAAUAAGUGGAAAAGAAAAAUACAAACUAUCCCAGAGGUCACUUCUGAAAUGAAGAGAAGAUGAUCAGCAGGGCAGACUCAUCAGCGCUGGAUUGGACCACGAAAGAAAAAGGAAUCUGGAACACGUUCCGAAAAGACAUUGAUGGUUUGAAAAUGAGCAGCUCUUUAAAGAACAUCUUGAAAGGUCCCAACAGUGUUUUUAAUUCAUCAGUCAGGCGUUUAUCUUAUUUCUCCAGCUUUCUCUGAGAGGGGACAUUAAAGACUUUGUUGAUAGAGCUCUUGGGGAGUGAGUAAUAUUUCUUAUAUGAAGUCUUAAAACUUUACAGUUGUUGACUGGAAGGAAACAGAACUGCCAAGUGCAUAAGAAAAUUAUGUUAUGGUGUACUCUAUGGGGGAGACGCGUGUGUCUGGACUAACAAUUCGUUGACGCACAACGGACUGCAGAAAUGUUUACGGGAUGUGGAGUGUUCAGUGGCCAUAACCAGUGCUUGGCUAACAACAAUGUCAAACCCCAACCAGGACUGGAGGUAAAGAGACCAAACCAAACUGCCAAUGGAGUAAACCAGGGGACGUGCCCCUUUUAUCAGGGUCAAACUUACACAAGCGCUGUAAUGCAGCCAGCAGUGUUCAACAGUGAUUCUAAUCCGCUAAAACCUUCAGUGUUGCCAGCUUCUCCAACAGCAGUUAAACUAGGCCAGGAAGGUUUCAAAAAAGUUGGCCGCGUUGAGGAGGACAGCCCCUGUCCCUUUCCAGGUCUGGCUUCUGGGGUGCUGGAGAUGCGUGUCAAAGAGGGUAGCAAGAUUCGCAACCUAAUGGGAUUUGCUAUGGCUCGGAUGCAAGGAGAAAAGACUGGAAGUGCUGCAGGCGGAAUAGUUGCCGGGCUCAGGCAGGUCAUCUUUACUGGGUCAGGUCGCGCGGUCACAAAGACAAUCACCUGUGCUGAGAUUAUGAAACGAAAAGUGGGCUGCCUGCAUCAGAUGACCAAGCUAAGGUACAAAGUGGUGAAAGAAGUGUGGGAGAGCAACCAGGGGGCGGCAUCCGAGAUGACGGUGCACAGGACUGUACCUUCCAUCAGCAUCCUUCUUUCUAAGGAUCCUCUGGAUCCACAAGAGCCAGGCUAUCAGCCUCCAGAGGCUCUAAGUGCAUUGUGGGAGGACAGAGCAGGGACUGAGCCUUCAGCACAAACAACAUACAAGAGACCUCUUGGACAAUUGCCAUGCAGCGGCUUCCCUCACUGUAAGAAGCUGUGCUUGGAGGAAGGAGUCUCAGUCCUUCCUCCUAACUGACUGGCUAAACCCUUGUCACAGUGGAGAGGAUUGAAUCAGCAAAGUUCAUUUGGCACUGCACUCCAGUCUAGCACAAUGCUGAGACAAUCAGAACAUUCACUCAGUUAGAACAGUGCUUUCUUAGAAGAACUGAAUCCCAAAUUCAAGCCUCAGUAGGUCAGUUUGACUGAGAUUGAAAAGCUUGCUUCUGUACAAAGAGCAUUCACAGAACAGAUUUAUGGCCUCCGACAUCACAACUGUGAUAAUGUGUGCUUUUACUGUGUGAUGCCGAAUGCAGUCAUAUCCCACAAUGACAACAUCAAAAUGAAGCCAUUGAUUGCCUAAGUCAACUAUGUUUGAGUUGUGGAAAAAACUACUUCUUGGUAUGAAAACCUUUUGUUCAUAAGUACUCUGAAACUGAGCUUUUCAAAUGAAUAAAUAAAUAAAUACAAUUUUGUAAAAGAAAUAAACCGAAAAUAUUGGUGGUAUAACAAAUGAGAAAAUGUACCAUUUUAGUUUGUCUGACUAUCAAUCUUCCCACAAAAAUAAACAUUUUCUUUCCAAAUUAAG
Molecule: messenger RNA, 2105 nt
Organism: Poecilia latipinna (sailfin molly)
Lineage: Eukaryota; Metazoa; Chordata; Actinopteri; Cyprinodontiformes; Poeciliidae
Product: ribonuclease P protein subunit p25-like protein
Exons: 2
Coding region: 717-1556 (279 amino acids)
Biological process (GO): tRNA 5'-leader removal
Cellular component (GO): ribonuclease MRP complex
Molecular function (GO): RNA binding
Source: RefSeq, a predicted model, not a curated record